AUACACCACUACAAUUCUAAAACAUGGGGAACACAGCUGAAGAGAAGCCGCAAAUCCCACUUCUCAAACCUUACAAAUUGGGAACUUUUCAGCUGUCACAUAGAGUUGUUCUGGCCCCGCUGACGAGGCAGCGGUCUUUCAAGAACGUGCCUCAGCCCCAUGCCGUGUUGUAUUACUCUCAGAGAGCAACCAAAGGCGGUUUUAUGCUGACCGAAGCCACCGGAGUUUCUGAUACUGCACAAGGAUACCCCGAAACUCCCGGAAUCUGGACAAAGGAGCAAGUCCAGGCGUGGAAGCCGAUUGUAGACGCGGUUCAUGCCAAAGGCGCCAUCUUCUUUUGCCAGAUUUGGCAUGUAGGCAGGGUCUCAAACACGGGAUUUCAGCCAAACGGGGAUGCUCCGAUAUCAUCCACAGACAAAGAACUAAGCUCACAAAUCCAGUCUAAUGACAUCGAUAACGCUGGAUUCUCGCCUCCACGCCGCCUCACAACCCAAGAAAUCCCACAAAUUGUCAAUCAUUUCAGAAUCGCUGCAAGGAAUGCUAUGGAAGCCGGUAAGCCACUCGUGAUCAUGCACCCAAAUCUAUCUACACUUGUUUCUUUUACCAAAAUCUUCGCCACAGGUUUCGAUGGAAUCGAGGUGCACGGCGCUCACGGCUAUCUCAUAGACCAGUUCUUGAAAGACGGGGUGAAUGACCGGACCGAUCGAUACGGAGGUUCUCUUGAGAACCGGUGCCGUUUUGCUCGUGAGAUCAUCGAGGCCGUGACAGCUGAGGUAGGGGCAGACAGGGUCGGCAUCCGCCUCUCGCCCUUCGCAAACUAUAUGGAGUCCGGGGACUCGGAUCCUAGCACUCUCGGCCUUCACCUGGCCGAGACGUUGAGCAGAUACGGGAUUCUCUACUGCCACAUGGUCGAGCCGAGGAUGAAAACUUUAGGGGAGAAAUCCGAGUGCCUGCAAAGCCUUGUGCCCAUGAGACGGGCGUUUAAAGGCACCUUUAUAGUCGCGGGUGGCUACGACAGGGAAGACGGGAACAAGGCCGUGGAGGAGGAUCGCGCUGAUCUCGUUGCGUUUGGACGCCAUUUCUUGGCUAAUCCUGAUCUGCCUAAGAGGUUUGAGGUGAAUGCUGCUUUGAAUAAAUAUGAUAGGAGCACUUUCUAUUUGCCUGACCCUGUUGUAGGCUAUACUGAUUAUCCAUUUCUUGAUGAAACUGCUUGAUUUCUGGAAGAUAGAUCAAUAGCCAAAUAAGGAAUUACAUAUCUCUAUGGUAUGAUUUAGUAAAUUAUCAAUAAAGGUGUUUUUUUAUGUUGCA
Salvia hispanica is the source of this 1308-nucleotide messenger RNA. Its product is annotated as 12-oxophytodienoate reductase 1-like. The record is from RefSeq and is a predicted model, not a curated record. Gene Ontology annotation, molecular function: oxidoreductase activity; FMN binding. NCBI's taxonomy places the organism in Eukaryota, Viridiplantae, Streptophyta, Magnoliopsida, Lamiales, Lamiaceae.